AUGCUAGUCAGAACUCAUUACAGCGAUAAUGAUAAUAAUAGUUUUCAGGAGUCCAAUGAAACUAUUAGAGUUAUGAAUUACAUGAGUAUUACCUCCAUCACGUUUGCUCAACUAAUUCUGUACUGUCAUUCUGUCAACCAUCAUCACUUAUGUCUCGUCGCUAAUCUAUUCAGUAAUUCCAGUGACGAGUUCUGUCCACAUCAUGACACAGAAGAGGAGUACGAUUUUGUAAUCGUAGGAGCUGGAUCAGCCGGAUAUGUUCUCGGAAACAGAUUAAGCGAAGUAAAUCAUUGGAAGAUAUUAUUAUUGGAAGCUGGUAUAGAAGAACCAGAGGUAGCUGGAAUUCCGGCUUUCGCCUCUAUGUUACUCGAGAGCAAUAUCGAUUGAAUAUAUCACUCACAACCGCAGCAAUACGCUUGUCUAUCCA
This is a messenger RNA of Frieseomelitta varia, 427 nucleotides long. RefSeq names its product dehydrogenase str4-like. The transcript is spliced from 4 exons. Lineage: Eukaryota; Metazoa; Arthropoda; Insecta; Hymenoptera; Apidae. The coding region runs from base 1 to 387 and encodes 128 amino acids. Gene Ontology annotation, molecular function: oxidoreductase activity; flavin adenine dinucleotide binding. The record is from RefSeq and is a predicted model, not a curated record.